AUGGGCAACCACUGUACUCGAAGCGAACCCGAUGACAAUGUAACUCGGACAACAUUUACGAUAGGCAAAGACUACCAAGAACUAGAAGGUCAGACGUCAGGCGAAGGAAUCAAAAAAACCAUCUCAUGGAAAGCUACAGUAACCCGUGCACAAUUAGCAGCUAAACGUGAAGAAUUUUGGAGAACUCGCACAUCCGGCAGAAGACAUAUCUGAAUGGCAAUUAAGGCUGCAGUAGAAGCAGAUCACGAGUCCACAGCUGUUUUAUUACAAAUGUCAGGAAUCACAACAAGGAAUGGAUCAGUUUCUUGCUGUGUGGAUUUAAAUGGUAACGUGUAUGACGUUCCUCCCUUCAUUGUUAACGAUCCAGUAAUCUUCCCUGAAGACAAAAAGCAGAGAUUGGCGCCUAAAAAAUAUAUAUAUAUAAAAAUGGCAUAGUGAGCCUAUCCAACCUCCUAACGCCUGUAACUGGAGAAACCUGGAACCUUGUGGAAGGGAGUCUUGUCGUUCGGUAUGUGUGUAUCCGGCCAGGCUUUACUUGAUUUAGUGGAGCGCAAUUUUCGGAUAGCAGACCCAAGACUCACAUCCAGGUAGGUUUUACCUCGGAGGAAGAUGGAGCUUGGAGUUGGAAAGGGUGUUCCAGCAAUAUCAGUAAGGUUCCUCCUGGUCGAUUAGGAACGUUCCCUAGGCGUUGCGUCCUGGAUCACGCAUUUUCAUAUUGGCCGACAGGUGACCAGAUAUUUGUUUUUCGAGAUUUCUAGAAGCCAAACCUCGUCGACGUAUAGACGGCGGCCAAGCUUUCCGACUACCAGGAAGCAUGUGCAGGCCCAUGUCCUUGAAGGUCGUGAGACUUUAUCGGCGAAGCAGACGAGUAACAGUCAUAGAGAAAUAAGAAUCUUCGGAUCUCGACAGGGAUCUUUUCCAUAAUCUAUCUAAGUGUAUCUGUAAGCCGCCUAAAAAACCUAUCGAAAACGAAAACAUAAAAAUCAAGCUCCGAAGAGCUGGAAAAAUUGGUGACUUUGAUUUUGAAAUUGAAAGCAAAAAUCCUGCAAAAAUCGUAAAAGACGCGUAUGCGGAAAAAGAAGGGAUUAGUCCUUCAACCGUAAGACUGUUUUUCGGAGGAAAAGAACUCAAAGAUGAAAUGAGUCUGGCAAGCGCUUUCGUAAGAGAUGGAAUGGUGCUUCAAGUGUUUAUUAGAUCGGCUGCUUAA
Blepharisma stoltei is the source of this 1207-nucleotide messenger RNA. The record is from the annotation of a GenBank genome assembly. Lineage: Eukaryota; Ciliophora; Heterotrichea; Heterotrichida; Blepharismidae.